AUGAGAGAAAAAGCAGCACAAUCAGGACAACAAUACAUACAGAAUUUACAUCAAAAAUUGAUCAGAACAUUAGAUCUUAGAUGGCAAUUAGAUAAAUUAGAGAAGAGAUUUGUAGAAAAUAUGCCACCACCAUCUCUAAAUGUAUUCGAUAAACUACAAUUGCAUGCAACAGGACUAAAGCCAGAUGAUAACUAUUUGAGUUCACUACGUGAACAAUGGAAAAAUAUACUACGAAAAACAAAAUUAGAUUUAACUACGUCGAUGAGACAAGCUAAAAUUGCUGAGUUAGAACAAGCAAACAAAGAAUAUGAAGAACUAAUGAAAAAACUUUCAGAUAAUUGUCGUCAAUCAUAUGAUGUCAUGUGUCAUGUACCACCAUCAAGACAUACUCAAUUUACAAAGAAGAAGCUGAAUUUUUAG
Molecule: messenger RNA, 420 nt
Organism: Rotaria sp. Silwood2
Lineage: Eukaryota; Metazoa; Rotifera; Eurotatoria; Philodinida; Philodinidae
Source: the annotation of a GenBank genome assembly